Peronospora belbahrii is the source of this 507-nucleotide messenger RNA. The record is from the annotation of a GenBank genome assembly. Lineage: Eukaryota; Oomycota; Peronosporomycetes; Peronosporales; Peronosporaceae.
AUGGACGUCUUGUGGGAUCGUUUACAGGCUUUUAACCCUCAUAAGGACUGGACGAUAAUGAGUGAAGAUGCCGGAAUGUUGUGGCAGCCGCUUAUGGCGAAUAAAAACAGUGAGGAGAACAGUGAAGACGAAGAGCUCGGUCUUUUACCACCACAAGAAAUCAUGCGGACGCAGUUUGACGAGAGUGUUACAACACGACGAAAGCGACGUCGGCGUAAGGAAGAUGAGGACUUGGGCGAGGUGACAAGUGUAUUUUCAUUGGAUAAAAAGCCGCUCAAGGUGUUGCAGUCUAUGGGCAAGUGGAUAAUGUCGCUCUCGACUGUGGGAACUCUUGUCAGCAGUCCCACUAGCUCAUUUUCGACUUCACUGUCUACACAAAUGCUCUCUGAACGAGACAAUAUUGAGAACAUGGAUGAAGUGUCGCAUCGUGCACUGACAUUGUUGGCCAUGGUUACACUGGGCUUCUGUUGUCUGCUACUGCUUAUGGUGUACGUCCAGACAGUGUGA